GGCAGCAACAGCCAUUUUGGUCUAUCAAGCCAUCUAUAACUAAGUAUCAGGUAGGUAGGUAUUAUAUCUAGAGGGUACGCAGUUGUUAUUACCUAGAAUGUGUAUAGGAUGGCUUGCGAAAUCACGUAAAUAGUGUCGUGCCAAUGAUACAGUUGCGUGGCACUACUGUCAGAUUGGAAUAGUAAUAUUAACAGUAACUAAGCAGCUUCUCGCUUUCUUCUACGUUGCCAUCAACCGAACUUCCUAUCAUCCUCGCCAUCCUUGUAGACUCUAAACAAUGGACAAGGUCCGGAUAGCAGUCAUCGGCCUGGGCCCCGCAGGCUUAACUGCUCUAAAGAGCCUUCGUGAAGAAGGGUUCAAUGCGGUCGCCUUCGAAAGGCGAAAUGAGAUUGGUGGACUUUGGGCUUUCAGUGACGAUGUCAACUGCACGUCCGUGUUGAAGGAAACAGUGUGUAAUAUUAGCAAGUUCGUCUCAGGAUUUAGCGACUUCCCAGUGCCUAAAGACUAUCCUACUUUUUUCACGGGUUCCCAAGUGGCGGCUUACUUUCAAUCAUAUGCGUCCCAUUUCGACCUAUACCCAUAUAUCCGCUUCAGCAACACCGUCGAGCGCAUCACUCGGAAUGCGGUUGACGACAGCUGGGACGUUCAUAACACAACCUCAGGCGAGUCCACUGUGCUCUCUUUCGACAAGGUGGUGCUCGCCCACGGCUGUGAAAGCGUACCGCUGUGGCCGCCUAUGCCAAACAGGAACAAAUUCAAGGGCACUGUGAUACACAGCCAGUCUUUCAAGAGUCCCGAGGCUUUUAAAGGUAAACGAGUCCUCGUUGUUGGGAUCGGCAAUACAGCCUGCGAAGUGUCACUAUCCUUAGCGAAGCAUGCGUCGAAAGUAUACCAAUCUUAUCGACGCGGUCGUAUCCUCGUUUCUCGCUAUGGCGACGAUGGCAUUCCCCUGGACACGCAAUUCUCAUGGUCUGCUCUGCGCUUGAAGUAUUUAAUGGACCAUCUAGUGCCAACGUUGAUGGGCCCACUCGGUGACAAGUUCAUGAUCAACAAGAUGAUAUCUGAUGCAUCAAGGUCUGAGCCAGUUGAUACCAGCAUUUCUGAGAAAGAGAAGUGGAAGUACACUGAGAAGCGAGUGCGAGAAGACUGGAGAUUAGUGCCAGCUCCCAGCAUGGCACAUGUCCACCCUGCUGUACAAGAAGACUUCAUCCCAGCUUUACGUCGUGGAGACAUCACGCCUGCUCAUGGCUUUAAGGAUUUCCGUGGAGAACACGAAGUAGUGUUGGAUGACGGCGCAGUUGUCGAGGUUGAUGCUGUGAUAUUCUGCACCGGAUAUGAGUUAGAUUUCAAGAUCAUGCCCGAGCUUGAGAUGGACGGUGCAAUGGGAAUGCCCUUGCGAACUACUGAGAAAUUAUCAACGCUCAGUGCCGGGGAAGAGUCAAUAAGCGAGAAGCAUCAGCCACAUCUCCCUCGACUCUUUCAAAUGAUAUUUCCACCCCGCCAUGCUUCCUCAGUCGCAAUACUCAGUUGGAUAGCACCUCAAGAAAAUGUCUGGUGUGUUUCAGAGCUUGCAUCAAUGGCUGUCUCCCAGAUAUGGGCCGCUGAAACGCAUAAAGAUUCGAGGACGGCAUUAAAGCAACACCAGGACACAUCUUAUCGCUCUCCAGCUCUCCUACCCUCCCUAGAGGAAAUGAACGCACAGGUGGAUGCGUAUCAUACGUGGUGGCGGACCCAAUGGCAAACAGAGCCGUCUAUGCGUCCUGGAUAUGUGCAGGGGUAUUCGUUCUAUAGGUUCCUGCAUGAUGCAGCCGGCACUGGCCUAUAUGACAACCUCAACCACAUAUUCACUACCCAAAAUUGGAGUCUAUGGUGGAAUGAUCAUGAGUUGUGGACAUGGCUGUCCAAAGGCCCAAUGAACAACUAUUCAUGGCGCCUUUUCGAUACUAACCCCAAGGGAAUACCGGGUUGUGGUAGAAGGUCAUGGCCAGGAGCUAGACAAGCAACGAAGGACGCGUAUGAGAUCUUCGAGGACUUCAAGAAGCUAAUGCGGAACAAGUCAAAGAACGCAUGACGAGUUCGGAUUGAAUUGCGCGCGCAACUGAAUACAUUCAUUCCAUAGAGACAGACCUUCUUAGAUUACUCAUACCUAGAGACUCCACUUCCGUCGCCAACAACCUUCCGCGGAAGGCAGAGUACGAAAUGGAUCCUAGCAUGAAAUUAGUCUACCGGUACUCAUCGGGCAUAAAGAAGAUCCUCAUAACUCGUGUUAUCUCCGUGUCCUUAAAACUUCUCAUCACCAAAUCUACGUAAAAGCACAUACUACGUAACAAGCUUCAACCUAAAACCCGGAUCUACCUUGCCGCCGUUGCCUAUGCCCGAAACGGGCCCAUUUGGUGGGUAUUUCGGGCAUAAUGAUGUGGAUGUCU
Molecule: messenger RNA, 2426 nt
Organism: Xylaria bambusicola
Lineage: Eukaryota; Fungi; Ascomycota; Sordariomycetes; Xylariales; Xylariaceae
Product: FAD/NAD(P)-binding domain-containing protein
Exons: 6
Coding region: 278-2071 (597 amino acids)
Molecular function (GO): NADP binding; flavin adenine dinucleotide binding; N,N-dimethylaniline monooxygenase activity
Source: RefSeq, a predicted model, not a curated record